Pangasianodon hypophthalmus (striped catfish) is the source of this 1836-nucleotide messenger RNA. RefSeq names its product eukaryotic translation initiation factor 3, subunit Jb (gene eif3jb). The transcript has 8 exons. Bases 140 to 895 code for a protein of 251 amino acids. Gene Ontology annotation, molecular function: translation initiation factor activity. Lineage: Eukaryota; Metazoa; Chordata; Actinopteri; Siluriformes; Pangasiidae. The record is from RefSeq and is a predicted model, not a curated record. Gene Ontology annotation, cellular component: cytoplasm; eukaryotic translation initiation factor 3 complex.
CGCGCGCUGUACAGCUAUCCCGUCAUCAGCAGUGCACGCUAGGGCUCGUGAACGCGCAGUGGAGUGUCUCAGUCGGGCGCACAUGCGUUCCUUCAGCGCGCUGCUUCAGGAGCGUCAUUAAACUCGCGCACAUCACAAAAUGGCGGAUUCCGAUUCGUGGGACGCGGAAAACUUCGAGCCGAACGAGCCGCUGAAAAGGGCGGCGGGGCUGCAGGACCGGUGGGAAGGAGAAGACGAAGAAGACGAUGUCAAGGAGAACUGGGACGAUGAUGACGAUGCGGAAGAACAGAAGGUGGAGGAGAAAAAAACAGAGGUGAAAGUUCCAGAGAAGAAAAAAGUGACCACUAAAAUCAAAGAAAUUGAAAAGGAGAAAAAACAAGAGGAGCUGAGGAAAAGGUUACAAGAGCCCCAGGCCAAUUCCCAGCUCACACCUGAAGAGCAGGCAGCCGAGAAACUGCGCGUGCAGAAGCUGCAGGAGGAGUCGGACAUGGCGCUCGCGUGUGACGCCUUCGGUGUUGAGACAACUACCACAAACAGUGCCUCGGGAAUUGAAGCCAUGUCUCCCUCGACUAAGGAAGACUUUGUAGUUUUUGAGAAAUUACUGAGAGACAAGAUUACACAGUUUGAAAAGUCGGUGCAUUAUUCCAGCUUUUUGGAGUCGCUGUUUCGGGAGCUCUGUCUUUCACUGGAAGUAGACGACUUAAAGAAAAUCAGCAAUUCCCUGUCAGUUCUUCUUAGUGAAAAGCAGAAGCAGGAAAAGGAAAAAGCCAAAGGCACUAAGAAGAAAAAGAAAACUGUCCUUGCUGGCGGAGGAUUAAAAGCAAAAAUGAAAGACGAGUUUGACGAUUACGGUGACUUUGACGUCGGCUACAACGAUUACGAGGACUUCAUGUGACGAAGGCUGAAUCACACCCCCCUCGCCAAACACAUCCCCCCCCCCACACCCCCUCAAAUGCCCCUCUCAAGACAUGCAGCAUCCCUCGUCUCUCAUUUUCUCUCAUCAGUGCCAUCCUGGAGUAAACUGAACACUGUGUCAACCUUUGACUUUUUUUGCUUCAGUGGUCAAAACAACUCUUAGUGAAGCUGCUAUCACCAAAAUUUCCAUUUGGUGACAAAAGGAAGAUCUAUCAAAUUGCCUUGUAUUUACAACUCUGCCUCUCUGACAAAGACUUUAGGACGUGAGACAUCUUUGCACAAGUGUCUUCUCCAAUUGGCCAACAUAAGAAAAUAAUCAUAAUGCCUUAUAUAAAAUAUUACAGAAAACAUGUUUAUUUUGGUUGAAAUACUGAAAUAGCUGAUGGUGUUAACCUCUGUGCAAUUUUAUUUACAUAGAAACAAAUGUGAUAUUCUAUGCAAAAUAAUUGUAUACAGAAUGUCUAGGGGAAAAAAAAAAAAACAUAUGGAUAUUUUCCUCUUGUGGAAAUUUCCACAGAAUUAUAUCUAUAUCUCUGAUUGCCAGUUGUCAGCAACAUCAAAUGCACAUAAUUCAACAAUUUUUUUUUUUGUUUCCUUGAAAAAUGUCAGUGCAUUUACAGCAGACACUACAUGAGGAGCACUGGUGGUAGGUACACUUUUUAAAAAAUAAAAAAAAAAAAGGAUGGAAAAGCAGAAAAAAGUAAGUACAAUUUGAAUGCGGCGUUUGUAAUGAUGUGCUAUUCAGUUGUUCUGAAAGUGAUUUGACUUUUUCUUUCCAUUUAAAUGUUUACUUUGCUCUAAUGCUGGUAGAGUUACAUUACUAGUGCAGGAGUGUGAGGCUUGGUCUUUUGUUGUAGCUUCUGCAGGUUUGUAUCGAGGAAGAAGAUUACAGGCUGAACAGAUAAAAACGUUUGCUCCCAA